UUUGAGGUUCACAAAAGAUGUAGCAGUUAUUUUGAAGACUUACUUGCCAAGAAAAUCCAGUGGUUGGUUUAUACUUCUGUAUCCAGUUCUAGGCAAGUGUGGGUUUGCUGAUUUCUGCAUCAGAGGAUUCUGGUGCUGGGGGGGAGGCUGGACAGGGAGAGUCACUCAUCAGGUUGAAUCAUCUGCCUCACAGACACUGCUGGAUCCAGCUGACUGAACCUCUGCACUUCCUUGGAAAUGUACAUUUACUUGAUUCUUUGCUUGCAUUGCAUCAACACGUAAUGAGAAGAUGUGGAUUUUGUCCUAUAAGAAAUGCUUGGUAGUUCUUCCUGAAUGUCACUUCAACGUGAUCUUAAAGAAGUUCCCUUAUUCAGUUUUACUUCUCUUUAUGCGAAACGAAAACAAACAGCUCCACAGUAAGCAGGGCAAGAGAGUAGCCAGUGGGCAAUGAAAACUCUGAAAUUCUAAGUUAGGAUCAAGCCUUUAUGCCAAGGACAAUAUGAACAUAGAAGAGAUUUUCAUCCUGCUACUGGAUCUGUAUUUGGUCUUCCGUGUUCAAGCCAUUCAAGAGAGUAUCCCAAUGAAAAGCUUGAAGUGCUACAAUGACUAUAGUUCACAGGUGACUUGCACAUGGAUGGAGCAUUCAGAGGCUCAUGACCUUGUUGGUAUGAUUCUUUACCAAAGGGAUAAUAUUAACAUGGAGAACGAAGACAUGUUUUGCAAACGCCAGACAGAAAAUUACUUACGUGAAACUCCAGACGUGUAUGUGCACUGGGUCUGCAACAAGACUACAGACUAUUUUGGUAUAGGGGUAGAUGAUAUUUAUGGCUUCAGACCUAAAAAGAUGCUUCAAACAGAACUGGAUGUUGAUCUUUUUCAAAAUGUUCAGCCCCUCCCACCUCAAAACCUCUCAGUCAACUCAAUGACAUCAGGAGACUUCUUGCUGUCCUGGAAAACAGGCAAUGGAGGCCAAGGGUUGGGCAAUGCACUGGACUAUGAAGUCACAUACAAGCAGGAGUGGGAGUCCUGGGAGGAAGCUGUCUCUCUCUUGCUCUCCAACACCACACAUUGCAAUCUCAGCCAUGAGGACCUUGUCCCAGGGAGCAGCUACGUUGCCCGUGUUCGAGCCAGACCAGGGAAGGCCAGCGGCUUCUCUGGACAGUACAGCAAGUGGAGCAUGGAGGUGUUGUGGAACACCACUGAAGGUGGCCUUCAGCCCAGGAACCUUCGCUGCCUCUUCAAUGGUGGAGAUCGUCUGACAUGCAGCUGGGAAGUGAAGAAAGUGAUCACCACCUCUGUCUUGUUUGGCUUGUUCUUCAGGGCCACCUCAGCAUCAGAAGAACAGGAGUGCUCUCCUGUGCAAGAGAAGACUUUGGCCCACACCCUAUAUGUGGUCCAGAGCUGUGAGAUCCCUGUUAACAAUUCCAGCAGCCAGAGCCAGUACCAUGUAUCUGUCCGGGCCAAGACAGAGGACAAGCUCAUUGAAGCCUACAAAAACAUUCAGGUGCUGCCGCCUGCAAAUGUGUCAGUAACAGCAACAAAGAACCAAGAGUAUGAACUAAGGUGGAUAAAACACAAAAUGAAUUACAGCUUCAUAACACAGAGAUACCAAGUCAUGUACUGGGAAAACAACCAAUAUGAAAAGACUCUUCAGGAGUUAAAUAUCAGCAAUGAUGAACCUCCCUUCAUCUUCACCCUGCAAAUGCUGGCAGCAUCUACAGAAUAUAGGGGGAAAAUGCGUGCAAGGGUAAAUAGGCCUCUGGGAUACGAGGGACCUUGGAGUAAAUGGAGUGAGGAGUUCACCUGGAAGACUGAGAAUGUUCUGCCACCUGUGGUUCUUCCAGUGACGCUCCCAGCUGUCAUCAUCACUUUGCUGAUAGUUGCUUAUUGCAGCUAUAAGUAUUUCCUCAGGAAGAAGAAAAUGUGGGAGGAAAAGAUUCCGAACCCCAGCAAGAGUCUCCUGAUCCAGAGCUACCUGGGGAAAGGACAUUUGGGAAGUUGGCCAGCAAGCAACCAGCUGGACUUCAACAAAUACAACCUUUCAGAGAAGAUGGAGCAGGCUAGCUUCCUUCAAGUUGUGGACAGGCAGGUGAAGGCUUUCGCAGAGUGCAUUGAAGGACAGACUAGGAAGACAGAUGUUUCCCCUGUUACAACAGACCUACAAAACUCCUACCAUGCUUUAAAUGAGUCAGAGCACACCUCAGUUACCUGCCCAAGUAUGAGUGCUUGUCAUUCCUUUCCCAUCUCAAGGAGAAACAGUGCUGAUACAAGUAUUGCUUCCCGCACAGCAACCCCUUGCUUUGCUUUCAAUGGUCCAUACUUAUACAGCCCAGUGGUGUCCUCUCACCCUGAUAUAUAUCAAACUCCGGAAAUGGACCCCAUGGGACUCAGUAAGAAAUCGGUUUCCCUUCAAUAUGUGACUCUCCCAAGGGAAGAUUCUCCCCAGGCUCCACAGAAGCAAGAACAGCCAGAAGCAGCUCCUCCAAAGUACAUGUUCCCAGAUCAGAAGGAAAUGAUGCAGCACCUCAAUGACAAGGAAGAAGUCUCGCAGGACUCACAGGCCUGUGGGGAAGGCACUAACAAGGGAACACAGGAGCAGAACUCUCCAAUGGCUCUCAGCUGUACCACGUCUCCUCAGCAGUGCCCCUUGGAGUACAUCGCCACAGACAGCCCGUUACUGCCAUCAGCCAGCACCUCCUCUCAUCCUCCACUCGUCACUGCUGAGGAAUUGCCUCAUGGCUCACAGGAGACCCAGCCUCCCAGUGACCACCCUUGUCAGGAGUUUUCCCUGGAGAAAACGGAUGUCAUGAUCCCAGUUUCAGGCCAAGCACCAACCUCAUCUCCUGAACUGCACCUGGAUAAGUUUGGUGACUAUCUUACUGUGCCUGAAGGUCUCCACGAACAUUCAAAACCCACAAAGAUUUCUUUGCUUGUCUUACAGAAGGAAAAUGGUAUUCCUAGAAAGCAGCCUUUGUCAGAAGAUAACUUGGUGGUGUUAAACCCUGACAGCACUGAGCCAGUUUUCCUUUGCCAGGUUGGUGACUAUUGCUUCCACAGCCUAAAAUCCAUUGUGAAGAUGGAUAAUAGUCACGAAGACCACCAAGUCAAGAAAUUUUCUGAAGGCGAGACAACACUUGGGCAGCCUGUAUAUGAUGAUGAAUCCAUCACAGGCAAGGAAAAGGAUGUAUGGAAGAGGGAAAAAAUACAGGCCAUUCAGCUUUUCAAAAACUUGAAAUCAGAUGAUUACUUUUCCUGGCAGCAAUCUUUAAGGAUCAAAGAAAUCUGUUAAAUGGGUAAAUAUUAAUGAAUACCAAAGAGACAGGUAACUGAAAGAGAUUGCAACUAUUUGGUGAAAAUGAACCCUCAAACCUAGGAACAAAUAAAGACUAGUUCCAUUUUCAAGCUUCCAGUCCAAUGAGUUAAAAAACUUGAAGUAGUUCAAUAUCAUUCUCAGUGAUCUUCACCGAUUUGACAUGAAAGACAACACAAAUAUUACCUUUAAUGUUUUUCAAACAUUUUGGCUUAUCCAUGAUGAACAGUUUAUCCUCCUCAUGAUCCUGUAAUACAUCACAAUCAUCUUGCAAUUAUAUCAGAUUACUUGGCAAAACUCGUGGCAGGAAACGCAGACUUAACAGCUUGAAAUGCUAUCUGAAGAAGACCAGCUUGGAAACCUUGAAAAGAAAAGCUCUAUCCUUAAAAGCAAUUUUGUUUCAUUUCUGUGCACUUGUAAAAUAGCUCUAAAAGUCACCAAGGAACUUCUUGCUUUUCUAUACCUCUGCCUUUCCACUAUGGCAUGAAAUAGGUAUUGUCUAAGGUGAAAGAAACCCAGGCAGUUAUAGAAGCAAAAAUAAAAAAUGAGAAAAAAGUUGUUGAAAUCCAGGAAAUCUUUCUUAAUGUUAAUGUGCAGUAUAUAAUGGUGGAUUCAAAGGAUAAGAAAGAAACAUUACUGGGAUACAUAAAGCAUGUUGUAGAGAACAAUUUGGAAGAAGAAAUGUUACUGAAGGAAAGGGCUCCUAAAGUUCAGUGAGAGGGAGUGGAGCAGAUAACAGAAAAUGGCAGGUAAGAGAUGCUGGGAAAGUGCACAAGCCUGUAACUGCUGGAGUUCUUCUAUUUCUAAAUGUUGCAGUACUAUAUGAUUUUCUUUAAGAUUUAUUGAUUAUGCAUUAUAUACUGUUUAUGCAUUAUAUAUUUCAUCCUAAGGUGUUGAUUGAUUCUUAGUUUGGUUUUUUUCCCUUAAAUAAUGAGAGUUGAGAAAGAGGAGACCUUUUUUCCCAGUUUUGCUGUAUAGAAUGUGGUGCAAGGUAAGAGUAUGUGUUCAGAACUGCUACUCUGUAAUCAGUGAAAAGGCUUUGGUUUCAGUUCUGAAGGUGGACUUGACUUCAAAAAACCAUAUUUUUAUUUGAAAUAUAAAAUCUGUAUUUGUAAACAUAUUAUUUCUUCCUAUAAGUAUUUCAUUUCAUAUGUUAAAAACAUUGUAUUUACAAUAAAAUUACUAUUAUCUCA
Molecule: messenger RNA, 4503 nt
Organism: Prinia subflava (tawny-flanked prinia)
Lineage: Eukaryota; Metazoa; Chordata; Aves; Passeriformes; Cisticolidae
Gene: CSF2RB
Product: colony stimulating factor 2 receptor subunit beta
Exons: 14
Coding region: 500-3289 (929 amino acids)
Biological process (GO): cytokine-mediated signaling pathway
Cellular component (GO): external side of plasma membrane
Molecular function (GO): cytokine receptor activity; protein binding
Source: RefSeq, a predicted model, not a curated record